Molecule: messenger RNA, 642 nt
Organism: Symbiodinium pilosum
Lineage: Eukaryota; Dinophyceae; Suessiales; Symbiodiniaceae
Source: the annotation of a GenBank genome assembly
AUGCCCAAGGCCUCAUCCUUCUACGUGGAUUGCACCCACGCGGCAGGCUCUCUCGAAUAUGUCGAUGGACAUGCCGCAGGCUGCACCAAGAUUUAUGACCUUUGGCGAAACCGAAGGGUCACGGACAAGGGCCCGGAGCGCGCUCCGUGCUCUGCGCCUGACUACGUCCAUGCGGUUGACACUGGAGAAUGGGCAGAAUGCUGUCGCAGACCGCUCAUGCAUCCAGAUGAUGAGCAAGGUCCCAUGAAGAACGUGUGGAAGCUACUGGUGGCUUUGGGGUUGAGAAAAGGACACAAAGAGGUCUACAUCUGCCAACCCUUGAAGGCCGAGCACCACAAUUACUCCUAUGACAUGGAGUCCGGCUUGGGCUGGAUCAAGGACACGUGUGGAGACUGUGCCGGAAGCGACGAGAUCUGCCUGAAGCCUCGGGUCUUCGACAUCAAGUCCACGCCUCCUCCCAAAGGUUGGAAGGAUAGGCUGAAGCAGGGUGCCAAGGCCAUCGCGCGGAAGUUGCUCGGCCUGGACAGAAACGUGUGCCUGGGCGUGGGUUACAACUGGAGCUUUGGCCGAAUCGCGCCCGGGAUGAUUGACAUGAUCAGGUGUACUACAUCGAGUCUGAGGCAGCAGCCACACUUCCACUAA